This is a messenger RNA of Drepanopeziza brunnea f. sp. 'multigermtubi' MB_m1, 1266 nucleotides long. NCBI's taxonomy places the organism in Eukaryota, Fungi, Ascomycota, Leotiomycetes, Helotiales, Drepanopezizaceae. The record is from RefSeq and is a predicted model, not a curated record.
AUGUCCUCCAUCUCUCUGAACUCGUUGUCAGGCACGUCGUCAGGUUACUCAACUCCAGCUUCAUCCGUCCCUACCAAAAGCACCAGAGCUUCGUCAGUCGCUGACUCCACGAUUGCCUUCGUCUUCGACAUUGACGGUGUUCUCGUCCGAUCCAAGGAAGCACUCCCGGGAGCUACUGAGUCCUUGCAGCUGCUCCAACAGCGCAACAUCCCCUUUAUCUUCCUCACGAAUGGAGGGGGCUCGACAGAGAAGGAUCACGUCGCCGUGCUCGCCAAGAGGCUCAACAUCCCAAGUCUCCAUGAGCGUCAAUUCGUCCAGUCCCACUCUCCCUUUCACGAACUCGUCCCAGAGCUUACGAACAAGAACAUCCUCGUUCUCGGCGGCACGGGAAGCUCGAUCCGCGACGUGGCGGCGGCCUACGGGUUCAAGCAAGUGGUGACUUCGGCAGAUCUGAUCAAGACUUUUGGGGAGCACGUCUACCCUUUCCUCGAGAUGGAGAAGGACCACCACGAGGAGCACGGCCGAGAGAUCGAAAGCAGAUUCCGCAUGCCGGAUGGAAGAGUUCAGAUCUCAGCGAUCCUGGUCUGGUCCAGUCCGCGCUCAUGGGGUCUUGAUUACCAGGUCGUCAUGGACCUCCUCCUCAGCGAGAAGGGCAUCUUCGGAACCGUGUCGUCCAAGAAUGGCGACGCGAGCCUACACAACCGCGGAUACCUGCAGGACGGCCAGCCCAUGGUGUACUUCUCCAACCCCGAUCAGAACUGGGCAACCGCCUACCACCUCCCCCGGGUCGCACAGGGCUCCUGGCGACUUGGCCUCCAGGGUAUCUGGGACGCACACACCGGCAACGCAGACAUCAGCUCAGUCAUCCGCUCCUUCGGCAAGCCAAGCAAGGCCACCUACAUCUACGGCGAGCAAGUCCUGCAGAAGUGGAACCGGGAGAUCAACGGGGAGGACGCGCCCGUCAUCAGCACCGUCUAUAUGGUUGGCGAUAAUCCAGCCUCUGAUAUUGCCGGCGCCAACGCGUUCGAGAGCGGCUACGGCAGCGACUGGAAGAGCAUCCUGGUAGAGAGCGGAGUGCAUGUGGCAGGCACAAAGCCCGCAUAUCUGCCCGACCACACUGUUGGGACUGUAAAGGAGGCCGUUGAUCUGGUACGCAAACCCCGCGCCAGCAGACACGACGACCAGCCAGAGUCGUCGAAAGAUCUUGAAAAGCGAAUGUCUGCUAACCCCUUGAACCAGGCUCUGUGGGUGGAGUCAAAGAGCUAG